Messenger RNA from Dermatophagoides farinae (American house dust mite), 1270 nucleotides. RefSeq names its product low choriolytic enzyme. Gene Ontology annotation, biological process: proteolysis. Gene Ontology annotation, molecular function: metalloendopeptidase activity; zinc ion binding. Lineage: Eukaryota; Metazoa; Arthropoda; Arachnida; Sarcoptiformes; Pyroglyphidae. The record is from RefSeq and is a predicted model, not a curated record.
AUGACAAUAGUGAGACGUUUUCAUCAACAAAACAACAUUGUUAACAGUGCUGCUGCUGUUGACACUACUUUUUUAUUGCCCGAUGAUUUUUAUCGUGCAAAGAACAUGUCAUUUAGUGAAAUGGAACCAAAAGCUUCAGUUAUAAUGCCGUUAAAUGAUCCAGAGAUGCAUUAUACUUAUUAUGAAGGUGAUAUGAUGAUACAAGAAAGUGAUGAGAAAAAGAUUUCAUUGUAUACGGCGAAAAGAUGGCCUUAUGGUCGUAUUCCUUAUGUUAUGGAAAAUAAAUUUACCGAUGAUGAACGAGCUGCUAUUGCUCGAGGUAUGAUGAUACUACAAGAAAGGACAUGUAUACGUUUUGUACCGAAAAAACCAAACGAUCAUGAUUACGUGCUCAUCAAACGUGGUCCAGGAUGUGCGGCACAUGUCGGUAAAAUUGGUGGACAACAAUGGGUAAUACUUGGACAAGGUUGCUAUGGCAUCGAAACGGUUACGCAUGAACUAAUGCAUUCUGUGGGUUUCAUUCAUGAACAAUCACGCCCAGACAGAGAUGAACAUGUUGAAAUUGUUUGGAACAAUAUUAAACCAACCGCUAAACGAAAUUUUCGUAAACAUGAAUCCGAUUAUUUGGCUGAUAAUGGAUUUCCUUACGAUCUAAUGUCUGUCAUGCAUUAUCGUCAAUAUGCAUUCUCAAAGAAUCGUAAACCAACCAUCCUUCCAAAACGUCCUGUGCCCUAUUUACGAUGUCGAGGGCUUGAUUGUCCAUCCGAAUUAGAUAUAUCUAAAAUUAAUUUCCUUUACAAAUGUCAUAAGAAAGAUGAUUUUGAAGAUAAUUACAUCGAUGAUGCCAUUGAUGAUAAUGAAAUUGAUAUUGAUGAAAAUACAUUUGAAUCAAAUAACCAUAAUCAUCGACAAAUUAAUCCACAUUUUAAUCAAUUUGGUCAUCAUCAUAGAAAUCAUUUUAGGAAUUAUAAUAAUCAAUUACCUCAAGAAAUGCAACCGAUCGCUGAUACGUCACCACCAUAUGCACAACGAAACAGACUUCGCCAUCUAUUACUUGAUUCACCUCGAUCAUCGAUUGCCCAUUUUAAUUCUCCAAAUAUACCUUAUGUUUCAAUGUUUCAUUCAUUCAUUCCAACCACUCUGAUUUAAUAUGGCAAGAAUCUAUAUUUUUAUAUUAAUUGAUUGAGAGUAGUUCGUUUGUAAAUAUAUGCAUGCAACUACACACUUAUAAUUAGGUUCAUAUAUAUCUUUUGUGUUACAAAAUUUUGUA